UGACUGCGGCUGCGCACACCCGGCAGAUGCUGCCGGCCCUGGGGGAGGGGCACGAUCACCAUGGAGACCCUGGGCCUUGGCCUGGGCUUCGGCCUCCUCUCCGCUCUCAUCUACACUUAUUACUUAUGCAUCCGAAACAUUUACCGCAAGAGUGGCGGUGUUGGUCGAGAUCCUCCUAUAUCCGUAAAGGAGAAAGCCGGGGCGGCCGCCCUAUUAGUGACCGCGCACCCGGACGAUGAGUGCAUGUUCUUCGCCCCGGCCUUAUUGCGGCUGACGGGCCGCCGCCUCUCCGUUCACCUGCUGUGCCUGUCCACAGGGAACUUCUACAAGCAAGGGGAGAUUCGGAAGAAGGAACUUCUGCAGAGCUGUGGUCUUCUGGGGAUCCCUUCAUCUCGUGUAAACAUUCUGGACCAUAGACUGUCGCACAAGUGGGGACAUCUGUUCAACAUCCACCUUAUCAAUUCCAUUGAUUGCAGUAUCUGUACAAAGAAACAGAUUAAAGCAUUCAUCGUUCCAGCCUCCCAAUUCAAACUCCUCAAGUUUCUGUUGUAUAUUCACAGGAAACUUUAUUCAAAGAAGAAACUGCCCAAUGGGUGCCAAAUUUUUGUACUCCAAUCCGUAAACAUUCUCCGUAAGUACAUCUCCAUCCUUGACCUGCCGAUCAGCUGGAUGAGGCCCCAUAAUGUGAUGUAUGUAUUAGACAGCUGGGAAUAUCAACAGGCCAAGAAAGCAAUGUACUGUCAUCAGAGCCAGCUACAAUGGUUCCGUCAUCUCUACCUGUACUUCUCCCGUUACAUGUUUAUAAACACCUUCCAUUUAAUGUCACAGUAACAUUCAAUAACAACUCCCUUCUAUUAUGUAUCAUGAAGCUUCUGAAGAGGUGUUCUAAAGAAUCGUCCUCCUGGAAAUUUUAUUAAAGACUGGGUGAAAAUAUAUCAACAAACCUUUCAGGGAAUUACGUAGAAAUAUGAUGACAACUAAAAUCGUGGUGAGAGUUUCAGUUGUUGGCUCCUGUAAUUGUGAUUUUCCUUUUCUUUGGACGAAUGACCAAAUUUAUUUCUAUUUAAGUAAUUAAUAGUCUUGUUGAGAAUUGCACAGGAGCUAAGUUUUAGCUAAUUAUAGCCAGAAACUGCCAAAGACUUUUAAUGCAGCUGGUAAUUGGAUUCUUUAACGUAAAUAAAUUGUGUAGAUUAUA
Molecule: messenger RNA, 1195 nt
Organism: Rhincodon typus (whale shark)
Lineage: Eukaryota; Metazoa; Chordata; Chondrichthyes; Orectolobiformes; Rhincodontidae
Gene: pigl
Product: phosphatidylinositol glycan anchor biosynthesis, class L
Exons: 7
Coding region: 61-831 (256 amino acids)
Biological process (GO): GPI anchor biosynthetic process
Cellular component (GO): endoplasmic reticulum
Molecular function (GO): N-acetylglucosaminylphosphatidylinositol deacetylase activity
Source: RefSeq, a predicted model, not a curated record